CUGUUGCAUUAAGAUUAUGGAUCAAUAUCUGUUAUGAAAUGCAUAAAUAAAAUCAUUAAGAUUCGUCCAUGCUAUUAUUUACAUGUUGUUGGGAAAAUCUGAAAAGCAAGUUCCGAAAAAUUCAACUUGAAAUACCAGUCAUAUUGAAGUAAAAAAACUUCUUCAAUACCAAAACAAGAGUUUAAUCACAAAUUGCCAAAUCAAAAAAAAUUAUGGAUUAAAGUUAAGUUGGUUUUUACGAAUGACUUUGUUUCACACAAAAUCAUGGCGUCUAGUUUUGUACAGCGAUUGAAUAUAAUUGGAUUUUCUGCUGUUUCGAGUAAAAAAAAACAUCGACUUCAAUAGGAGAAUGUGGAUCGCUGCUUUUGUAUUUGUGGCAUUCAUUUUAUUGCUUAUCAUGUAUGGGAAUUAUGUCAUGAAUCAGCCAAAAAGAGGAGUAAUGUAUGAAGAAAAAGGCUGGAUUAAAUAUGAAAUCAAAGAAGAUUCUCAGAAAACAUCUAAGGAAAGAGAUCGCGAUAAAUUAUUAGUUGAAUAUGAAGCAGCCAAGAGAACGUUAGCAAAAAUUUUCCAAAAACCACCAGUUCAGCGUGCACCAGAUGUCAUUGGAAUCGGGGUUGAGAAGUGUGGAACAGGUGCUCUUAGGAGUUUACUUCGUAUGCACCCGAUGAUCAAAGUAGCACCUAAAGAACCUCACUUUUUUGAACAACCGAAUUUAUAUAAAUUGGGCCUAAAAGCAUACACACGUAUGUUGGCCAAAGUUUUACCUCACGAAAUAUCAUUUGAAAAAACACCGGCCUACUUCAACUGGGGACUCGCGACACCAGAACAUCUUCGAGACCUUGUUCCUCACGCCAAACUUUUACUUGUUUUGUGCAAUCCAACCGAAAGAACAUAUUCAGAUUAUGCCCAGGAGAUAAUGAUGGGUCAUCUCAAUAAAAACACAACGUUUGAACAAAUGGUUGAUGAUCUUCUUGUCUACUCCGCUGAUUUAACUGCAAAAAUGAAUGAAAGUGGAACGGAAAUGGAAUAUAUUGAGCAGUUAUUUAAAAAAAGGAGUACUAACCAUGUACUAACAACUGGAUUGUAUUACUAUCAUUUACUAAGAUGGUAUAAAGUGUUCAACAUGAGCGAUAUCCAUAUCGUAGACGGUGAGGAACUUAUAUCUAAUCCUGCCAAAGUCAUAAAAGAGGUUCAAGACUUUCUUCACAUUCCAGAGUUCGUCUUACCAGAAAACAUUCCGAAGGGACCGUGUGGAUUUUCUUGCUUUGCCAAACCUUUAGUAGUAGAAAGAAAUGGCGUUUUAGUCGCAGGAACAGCACGUAUUUAUUGUAUGACUGGAAAGGGAAGGACUAGAAAAGGAGCAUGGGGUGUCGCGAACCCCGAAUAUUUGGAAAAACUGCGCUUAUUUUUUGCACCAUUUAAUGAAAAACUUUAUAAACUACUCGGUCGUAGAUUUAAUUGGUGACGAUCGAUUAAAAGUUAUUCAACUACCUCAUCCUGCACAUACUAUAUAUAGGCUCUAGAAAUUAUACCUCUUGAUUUAUAGCAAUAAAAAUAUUCUAUGAUAAUAAAAUAUUAAAUUUGUUAGUACUGGAUUACCCGAGUGUGCUAGGAAACGAUUCUCAGUUUCUAUCUACCUCGACCCCAACCAGCAGCGCAAGAUAUUUAUACAUGUAAGAUAUGUAGCAUAAAAGUAAUAAAUGGUUUCAUUGAGAACACGGGAAUGUUGGAAAUACUCUAUUACAAGCCUCAAUACCAACAUUUUUAUGCAAUAUAUUCAAGUUACCAAGAUUUAGUGACUCAAUUAUUGUGAACUAUUUUUUAAAACUGCUGAAUUAUCAUCAACAAUUAUCGAGCCACUAUUUUACUGAACAAUUACUGUCCACUUAAAAUAUGCCCGACCCCGAAGGAAAUAUUUUGGAGGCAGACAUGACAUAUAAAUUAUUGUGAUUUCUGAGUUUUCAAAUUUCAUGGGUUAUUUGUUCUCUUCACUUCGACAAAAUGAAAACACAUUUCUGUCAAAAGAAAAAUUCGUCACAAGGAACCGAUAUGAAAUUCUGCCGAUAACCCAUAGGCAUAGAAGUACAACAAAAUCGACACCCAACGCGUUCAAGUUUUAUUCCUAAUUUUAAAAUUUUCCUAGUAUGCAACAAUAAUUUUCAAAAUGAUAUCCCUUCAAUCACUUCAGUAUAGAAGAUAAUAAUUAAAAAUCAGAACCCGACGUGACGCAGUCACUGAGAUGUGCAUUCUCUUUUAGUUAACACAUGUUCACGUUAGUUUCAGACUACAAAUCUGCGUAUUUUUAAAGCUAGGUUGUUUAAAGUUUGAGGUACGUUUGCGAGGGAUUGCUGAAUCAAAUAAAAAAAAAACGCAAAAGAAACUAAAUAUAAAAUCCAAAGUACUGCAGUUCCACACAUUUACCUGUUUUAAAUGAAAUAAAACCCAAAUUGAGUGCA
Molecule: messenger RNA, 2456 nt
Organism: Styela clava
Lineage: Eukaryota; Metazoa; Chordata; Ascidiacea; Stolidobranchia; Styelidae
Source: RefSeq, a predicted model, not a curated record